CAAUAAAUGCAGGAGUGUAUCGUAAGGGCGCGGAUCUGUGCUGUUGUUUAGUCCUUAACAUUUGUAUUAUAUUUCUCUUCUUUUAGUAUUUUACUUUAAAAAUAACAAUUAUGAGCAUUGCUGCGCUUUUGCAAGCUGCGGAAUAUUUGGAAAGGCGAGAAAGAGAGGCCGAACAUGGAUACGCAUCGACACUGCCGAUCCCAGAUGAUCUCAGAAGCGUGAAAAGGCCAAAGACAAAAAAAUCUCAGGGAAGCAGGACAACUCAUAACGAACUGGAAAAAAAUAGGCGAGCCCAUCUACGCAACUGCUUGGAGAAGCUGAAAGAGAUGGUGCCGCUGGGACCAGAAGCCUCCCGACACACUACACUAGGACUGCUCACGAAAGCGAAGCGGUUUAUCAAGAAGAGUGGAACGUUGGGACGGUUGUGUAUGGAACUGCCGCUGAGGUUGGGAAUUGCACGCUUCCAAGGCUCCGCCCAAUUGUUGCGUUCGAGAUCUGCCACAGUAAAGUGCAACUGCGUGUUAGCAACACAAGGAAAGACUGCAAGAUCUGUGUAG
Messenger RNA from Cryptotermes secundus, 557 nucleotides. Its product is annotated as max dimerization protein 1. Gene Ontology annotation, molecular function: DNA-binding transcription factor activity, RNA polymerase II-specific; RNA polymerase II cis-regulatory region sequence-specific DNA binding; protein dimerization activity. Bases 111 to 557 code for a protein of 148 amino acids. The record is from RefSeq and is a predicted model, not a curated record. Gene Ontology annotation, biological process: regulation of transcription by RNA polymerase II. Lineage: Eukaryota; Metazoa; Arthropoda; Insecta; Blattodea; Kalotermitidae. The transcript is spliced from 5 exons.